GUUUCAACCGUCUCCACGUUACAAGCAAUAUGGCAGCCCCCGUGAGCACUGUGGGUAAACCCUCAGCUGAGCGAUUGCCCCUCAACACGACGAGUUUUCAGAAGAAAACGAGGACAAAGUUGAUCUCCAUACCCGGUACCAGGCCAUCGGUUCAAAACGGACAACUCUUAGUGUCGACCGGUGUCACGUCACUCGACUACCUGCUCGGUGGCGGGUUAGCAGUGGGAACAGUACUUCUCGUAGAGGAGGACCGAUACGAUAGCUACUCACGUAUGAUCUUGAAGUACUUCUUGGCAGAAGGAGUUGUGUGUCGACAUGAACUUUUCGUGGCGUCGGCUCAAGAUAACCCAGAUGACAUCUUACAGGAACUGCCUGCUCCCAUCUUGGACGAUGUUGCUAUCCACAAGCCAGUGGAGCAGCCCAGGCUGUCUUGUGAACCUCAGGACAGUUUGGAUGCCAUGAAGAUAGCCUGGCGCUAUCAGAAUCUUCCAAAAGUACAGAGUGCUCUGGCCUCCUCAUCCCGGUUCGGGCACUACUAUGACGUCUCCAAGACGAUGGAGCCAGAAAUUCGCCAGGCAGCCAAGUGCCACCGCUUCUACCUCACAGAACAUCCCACCCAGUCACCGCCCACGCACAGUACCAUGCUGGAAUCCUACUCUGCGUUGCUCAAGUCCCUUCAAGAAGUCAUAAACAGCGAGGGUUUUGAUGUAGCAGCUCCCAUGUCAAAGUCGCGUAACAUACUGCGAAUCGGGCUUCCCUCUCUCGGCUCAGCUUUGUGGGGCGAUGACCUGAGUUGCCACGACAACCCUAGAAAUGGCCACGCCCUCGCUACAUUUUUCUAUGGACUGCGGGCUAUGCUGAGGUCAUCGCUCGCGGUUGCUGUAGUUACUGUACCUUCACAUCUCAUCCAGGACAGAGCUCUAAUGGGCAACAUAACCAGGCUGUGUGACAACGCGAUAGCCCUGGAAUCAUUCAAAGGCUCCGAGAGAGAGACCAACCCGCUCUACAAAGAUUACCAUGGUCUGCUGCAUGUACGCCAAGUACCCCAUCUGAACUGUCUGGCGAGUAAACUUCCCGACCACAAGGACCUGGCCUUUAAGCUCAAGAGAAAACAGUUCACCAUUGAGAGACUGCAUUUGCCUCCAGACUUGUCUGAGACGGUGAGUCGUGUGAGCAGGGGGGAGCUGGCAGGAGCGGCCGCGGUGGCUUCAGCCUGCGGCUCCGGCGGUUCCGGCAACAAACACCUGGACUUCUAGUGCUCCCACACAGUUGCCGAGGGCAACCAACACCUGCAAUGCCUCAGCGUUGUCCUCUUUACCAUGGCGACCAGGUUGUUCCUUCGCCCACAUAAUGUCGACCUUCAGAAGCCCUGCAAGCCAUUACUACCUGCCAACUCUCCCAGCCAGGGUCAACGAUCGAAACAUCAACUAUAUUUCAACUUUUCUUUUUGUAUAAACAUACAGUACACUCACAAGUUGACUUUUACACGUGCCAUCCUGCUCAUACGAAGUUCAUUUGACUAACUUAACUUGCCAAAGCUGAAUACAGUUUGCUGUUUUUCCACGCAGAAAUGUGAACCCCGUAGUAUUUUCAAAUUGUUACAUGAAGACGUGUGUGUGACGUGUGAUCGGCAGGGUGAUUCGUACUUAACCCAAACCCAAGGCGGAGGGAUUGUUUAAAGGUUAUUUCAGAGAAUUAAUAUAGCAGCAAUUAACUAAUGUACAAUGUAAAUAUAUGGUGGAGUAGUGAACAAAGUGACACUCCCUCUGUAUUUGUUGGACUCCUCUGUCCAGCUGAUCGCCGCCCCCUUCACUGCCUGUGGAGGCGAUACAAUUCCUUAUUGAGCCCCUUUAAGAUCUGGUACAUUUAGUUUGUUUCUUGUUGUUCUCUGUCUCUGGGGAUUUCCCUGACAAGCAAAGUGUCAUCAUGAAAUAUUUUUUAGUCUACACAGACCCCUUACUCUUGGCAAACAUUAAAUAAUUUAACUGCAUUCUCCCUCGCUUCGAGCGUACUGUACAAACAAAAGUGGCCGCUCCUGACUAGCUCCUCCGUGAACAUAUAUCAUUUUUUUGUUCAGUUAAAUUAAAGCAAAUAUAUAAUGCACAACUAUGCUCUUAAUUCAAGCUCUUUUCUUUUUUUCUUUUUUUCUUUUUUUUUUUUUUCUUUUUUUUACUUCAUUGUGUUUCAACACCGGCUCUGAAAGGAAAGUCGACUACCUGUGAUAGGAUCUAAAGUGAGUGUGUUAUGAACCUCUGGUUGGCCUCGCUGGGUUCAGGUCUGAAUAAGGAUGCUUCCAUCUGACCCUGAGACUCUGCCGGUGAGUGACGUCUACCUCCUGUAAGCCUGAGAGAUGAGCAGCAUUGGCGGCAGGGAGUGGAAGAGCUGGAUUUGGGUGCAGGCUUCACACCUCAUCAGGCGUGUUUGCUGGAUGAGCUGCUUUGCCAUGACAAGUCCAAAAGAACAAAUUAGGUCAAAUAGUGACACGGAGAAACAGAGGGAGAAAGAAAAAAAAACACAAUGAAAAAUUAAAUGUUUGAUUUUGGUUUUCCUCAGUCUGCUGCUCAUGCCAGUUUGAAUAAUGUUGCCUUUGAGAACUGGCAAUACUGGUAAGCAUCUGAAACACGUGUUGGAAGAGGGUAGUGUCACCUGACAGUUUCAUGCAUGAAUGGAGUGCUCUUACAUCGGGUGUAUGAGAGAGUGAGGAGACGUACAAUGGUCACUUAUAGUGAACAAAAGCUUGAGUAGUCCAGAUAAAAAAAAAGGGAAGUUAUUGUUGUGGAUGAGCUGACAUAUUACGGAUACUCUUUCUUUCCCACCUGCCAUGUCUGCGUGUCACCAUGGAGCUGAGACACUCAGUUCAAAGUGCAGUAUUUUCUAAGUUGUAAAACAAUCUGCAAAGUUUUAUAAGUAGUAAAUAUCUUGUAUGCACAUUGGAAGAUAUCCGGGUUCUCACAUUUUUAUCUACUUUUAGAAUUUAAGAGUUGAUAGUUUUCUGAGUCCUGACUUUUGACCAAUGCUGUCUUCAGAGAACAUUGAACCUUGAUAGUGUUCUGCCCUCUGAUAAUGUUGGUUGUAUUUGGUUGGUCAAUGAUCUGACUGAUGAUUAGCACACUUCUGUAAAGAGCAUAAACAAGGAAUUAUGGGUACCGGGAUAUCUAAAUUAAUUUAAACCAUAACACCAUAACUGGAGCGUUACAAUCAGAUGGAGAAUCUAUUCUCUCCUGUUUGAUUUUUGUGAUGAACGAUGUAUUUGAGUCUCUGUAGACGCCCUGUUUUGUUUGAAUCUUAAUAAUGGUUGAUACCAUGUUAUUGUGUGAUGUGUUUUAUAACAAAUCCUAAAGUAUCUCACCUUGGAGGAAAGAAAAAUGGAAAAAGUUGUUUUAUUUUUUAUUUUUUGCAUUGACCUUAAUGUAUUGUGCAACAAUAGCAUUUAAGGUGUACACUUGUUUAACAGAACCCCGUGUUUUUACAGCCUCGCUGGGCCUAAAGCAGAGACGGGGAGCUCUGGCACCGAGUGUACAGAAUGUUCUUUUAUCACUUUGUCUUUUGGCAGCUUCUGCUCACGUUGCAUCAAUUCCUUAAUAAAGCCAGUUGUUUUUGUACAGCAGCUUUAGCUGAG
Messenger RNA from Gasterosteus aculeatus aculeatus (three-spined stickleback), 3619 nucleotides. RefSeq names its product elongator acetyltransferase complex subunit 4 (gene elp4). Gene Ontology annotation, biological process: tRNA wobble uridine modification. The record is from RefSeq and is a predicted model, not a curated record. Gene Ontology annotation, cellular component: cytoplasm; transcription elongation factor complex; elongator holoenzyme complex. Lineage: Eukaryota; Metazoa; Chordata; Actinopteri; Perciformes; Gasterosteidae.